Engraulis encrasicolus (European anchovy) is the source of this 708-nucleotide messenger RNA. Its product is annotated as olfactory receptor 1D2-like. The record is from RefSeq and is a predicted model, not a curated record. Gene Ontology annotation, biological process: detection of chemical stimulus involved in sensory perception of smell; G protein-coupled receptor signaling pathway. NCBI's taxonomy places the organism in Eukaryota, Metazoa, Chordata, Actinopteri, Clupeiformes, Engraulidae. Gene Ontology annotation, cellular component: membrane. Gene Ontology annotation, molecular function: odorant binding; G protein-coupled receptor activity; olfactory receptor activity. The transcript is spliced from 2 exons. Bases 1 to 708 code for a protein of 235 amino acids.
AUGACAUGUAUAUUGUACAUCGUGAUUAUUUUCAUAAACGCUACAAUUAUCUUCACAGUCAGGGUGGACAAAGCCCUGCAUGAACCGAUGUACAUAUUUCUGGCAAACCUGUCCAUUAAUGCACUGUACGGCACGGUUGGUUUCUACCCGAAAUUUCUAAUAGAUUUGCUUUCUGAUGUAGCAAAGGUCUCCUACUCACAGUGUCUCACGCAGACAAUUAUUAUUUACUCGUCGUCCAUUUGUGAUAUGACGACUUUGACAGCGAUGGCUUUUGACAGGUAUGUGGCGAUCUGUAAACCACUACAGUAUCACAGCAUCCUGACAUCUCGCACGGUCUUCAAGCUACUGUCACUCGCCUGGCUGUAUCCCCUGUCAGUGUCGAUCAUGGUCAUCAUUCUCGCUACCCGGGAGGGCCGGAGACGCUUUACCCAGACCUGUCUGCCCCACAUCACUGCCAUCUUGGUGUGCAUAUUGUCCCUGCUGUUUGACCUGUCCUACAGCUGGGCUGCUACCACUAGGCUUCCCCUGGCCCUCAGGAACGCCCUGGGCAUGCAGUUUCUCAUCCUGCCCCCGAUAUGCAAUCCCCUGGUCUACGGCCUACAGCUGCCAAAGAUGCGCAGAGCGAUCCUCAAAGCAGCUGUUCUCAAGGCAUACUUAAAACAACCUAAGGUCACCAAAAAUAAAUGCAUUCAUAGAAGACAUCAUUAA